UAUGGUAGCGACAAAACACUUCUCCUGUCACAAGUCCUUGCUUUUGCUACAGAGCAAUUGUUCUCGAACCAAGCUCACGUCCGCUUACCCGACCAUGGCUCAAACACUCAAAGCUUUCGGAUCCCCUAAUGGACCUGCUAGAUAUCGGAAAAGGUGGACGCGAGGAACAUGACUUUUCUCCUUAUUUUGUACAAUAUGUUUUCGGCGGGUCAUGGGAUCUUGAAUUAGCUCUCCGGCUGCCGUUGUAUCCACAUGAAGUUGACCUGGACGACCAGACAUUGCACUUGACCAGCAUCCUGGGUGAUGUUGAUAUAUUAGAGAGGAUUGGCAAUGAGAAAUUUGAGAGACAAAGACACGCCUAUCUCGCCUCAGCGCUAGAGCUAGAGCCCGUGGAAAUCAGCGCGACGAAAGCUGCUUUCAAAGCGCUCAUAAUGCUUAUUGAGACUUCAGCGGCGGCCGAGUUCUUCUCAUUGCGGUGCACAGGCAUGAUAUUUGGCUUGAGGACCGAUCCAGACGGUACGACCGUGCUUAAAGGAGUUAUCAAGGUUGAGAAGCUACGGGAAAGGCCUCUCGUAUGGACCGAGCACUACUCUGGCCAACUCAAGGGGGUCCAGCUACACAGAGUGAUGGGCUCUGCUCAAAAUCCCCCCAAGCAUCGUACCGUGCUGCGAUUUGAUCAAUCUGAUUCCGGUAUUUCUGCAGCAUUGGUUCUAUUUGGACUACCGCAGCACCUACCAACUCGAGUCGAGUGCAUGAAGCGGCUAGGGGUACACAUAGUGGUGCCGAGAGAAAGAACGCCAGCACAAUGAUAGAAAGUCAUGGUUGGGUGGCAUCAGUACAGCUUCACUUUGCCCACACCCAGCUCGCCGAUACUCAACCAAACUGACGGUUGACCUCGAUGCGUUUAACGCCUGGCUCGAGGCAUAUUGAAUUUCGAUUUUCUAGCCAUUGGAUGCAUCACCGUGGCUUACAAUAGGGAGGGGGAAGUUUCUUCAUGAGCAAAGCUGGCCCGAACUGGGAA
Molecule: messenger RNA, 1021 nt
Organism: Exophiala viscosa
Lineage: Eukaryota; Fungi; Ascomycota; Eurotiomycetes; Chaetothyriales; Herpotrichiellaceae
Exons: 1
Coding region: 129-809 (226 amino acids)
Source: RefSeq, a predicted model, not a curated record